Messenger RNA from Formica exsecta, 3037 nucleotides. It is a transcript of the gene Syt4, whose product is annotated as synaptotagmin-4. The transcript is spliced from 6 exons. Bases 185 to 1522 code for a protein of 445 amino acids. Gene Ontology annotation, biological process: regulation of calcium ion-dependent exocytosis; cellular response to calcium ion; vesicle fusion. NCBI's taxonomy places the organism in Eukaryota, Metazoa, Arthropoda, Insecta, Hymenoptera, Formicidae. The record is from RefSeq and is a predicted model, not a curated record. Gene Ontology annotation, cellular component: axon; membrane; synapse. Gene Ontology annotation, molecular function: clathrin binding; phosphatidylserine binding; SNARE binding.
CGCUUUACUAGGGAGGGCUAUUGAUCCGCUCCGCGCACAUUUCGGCCGACGAUCGGAAGGUAGAGUGCCGCGGACGACGGGCCGCACGUCGCCCGUAAAUAUUCGUUCGGUGCAUUGUGAUCCCGGAUCUAAGGGCGGAUAAAAAAGGCAUCCCUUUAGCGCUCAGGUAGCAGCGUGGCCGAAGAUGGUCGGUGGAGUGACGGAGGGUGGACCCCUCAUUCGACCUGUCGAGCCCGUCUCGACGGCGACGCUGGUGACGCUAUGUCUCGGCGCCGCUUUCUUAUUAUGCGCCGUCGCGAUGACCUGGUGGCUCUGUCGACGGCGUCGCGAACACACCAAGCUAAGCUCCGACAAGUCCCUGGCGUUCAGACCGCCGCACCGGAAGCCGACAGCGGUUAAGAGUCCCGGUAGCACGAGUCACUAUUUGAAAAAAAGCCCAUCGCCGACGGGACCGGCCAAGAGUCCGCCCGGCUCCGGCGGACAAACGCCGAGUCCGACCGGAUCUCAGUCCUCGAAUCCCGCAUCUCAACCCAGAACGCCGCAGGGCGCAGGUACGCCGGUACAGACACCGCCCGUCGAAGUUACUGUAAGUAUAGAGAAUGAGCGCGACAAGGCUGAGCUGGAAAAUAACGAAAAGGUUGAGCGUGAGAAGAGUCAAACAGCGGAAAAUAACAAGGAUAAUUUGGGCCAGCUGGUCUUCAAGCUGCGAUAUCGAAGCGAACAGAACACGCUUGCGGUGACGGUGGUGAAAUGCAAAGGGCUGCCCGCCAGGGGCCAGCAGAACGCAACCAGUGAUCCUUAUGUCAAGCUGCAAUUGCUGCCCGACAAACAGCAUCAUGUAAAAACUAGAGUCCUCAGAAACACUAGAGAUCCGGUGUAUGAUGAGGAUUUUACGUUUUUCGGCAUAUCACAGAGUCAACUUCAGAAAAUUAGCUUACACUUCAUCGUGUUGAGUUUCGAUAGAUACUCUCGCGACGAUAUUAUCGGAGAACUGACAUGUGCUUUGUCAUCAGUGCCCGGUUUAGAAGACGCGGAUAAUCAGGAGAUAUCUCUCUGUCGAAAAAUAUGCCCUAGAAGUUUGAAGAUACAGUCGCAAGGAAGAGGAGAAUUGCUGGUCUCGCUUUGCUGGCAGCCAGUCACUAGCCGCCUAACAGUAGUGGUGUUAAAAGCGCGAAAUCUACCCAAGAUGGACGUGACCGGACUCGCUGAUCCGUACGUGAAGAUUUACCUUCUGUACAAUCAGCAACGUAUCGCCAAGAAGAAGACGCACGUGAAGAAACGUACGCUCAGUCCGGUGUUCAAUGAAUCCUUCGUCUUCGAUAUACCGAAUGGCGCGGACGGACUCAACAACGUCAGCCUCGAGUUCAUGCUACUGGACUGGGAUCGAGUUACGAAAAACGAGGUAAUCGGGCGGCUAGAGUUUGGUGGACCAAAAUGUCAAGGUUCCGCUGUGAACCAUUGGAAGGAGGUAUGUAGCUCACCGCGACGACAGAUAGCCGAUUGGCACAAACUGCGGGAGUAACCGGUCUCUCUCCUGGCCCUAUAUACGUAUCGAGCUCGAGCUCCCACAUCUCCGAUUUCCUUAGAAACUCCAUAUCCUUCGCUAUGAAAUCACUGAUCCGACCCCUUGAAACCCUACAAGAUAAGGUAGGGAUGUCUGUUUUGUAAACCUAAUACUCAAUGUAUAUUAGGCUUGAAAUGAAUAGCUCGUCCACCCAUAAUCGCUAUCAUCGAGAGAGAUUUUCGAAUCCGUAAAUGAAAAUGGUAAUCACAAUGUUUAUAGUAAAUAAAUUUAAAAAAGUUAAAACAUACGAUAUCUCCCUUAAUUCAUUAAAGAUCACAAUAAUAAUAUAAAAAAUUUUACACUUUUUGUUUACAUAAAGGAUCUCAGAGAUUAAUAUCAGGAUUAUUAAAUAUUUAAAAAUUUAAAUAUCGAUUUGAAAUUAUAAAUAUUUUUUAUAUAUUGUUUAAAUAUUGUUUGGAAAUUAAAUAUCGAAAAAUUUAAAGAAAUAUUAAUUAACCCUAAAAUUUUUAUAUGUUCUGUUGGUAUAAUCAUACACGCGAUUACGGGAUGACGGCUUUCGCAGAAUGCUUUACAAUAUAAACAUAGACAUUAAGAUUCCCGACCAGUUGAUUAACGAGACUAUGGAAAAGAAAUGUUGAUGCGUGCGAAGCGGUCAACCUUUCGAUUCCUAGAUAUUGUGUCAUAUAGGUAAAUAUGAAGCAAAUAAACCCUUAUCUUCUACAGCGAAUUCGAAUAGAAUACACAAUAGUGUAUAUCUAAAAAAAAAUGGUCUUGCAUAGAGUGACAUAAAAACGUGAGUAUAGCGUAAAAUCGGUUCACUAACGAAAUGCUCAGAAUUUACGCUAGAUCAUUUCAAUGAUCGGGACGCUUUCGUGCAAUGCUUCUGCAUCAUGAUAAAUUUUAUGUAACAAUGGCUUUAAAAAUAUACACCAGUGAGCGCAUUUGACCGAAUUCGCUAUUAAUUUGCUCCAUUUUAUUUACAUGAUUAAUCGUAUUUCACAAGACCGCAGAGCAACGUAUCACGUUAAAGACACAGUGUAUAUUUUACGCAGCAUUUUGGCAUAACCAUAGAUUCUCGGUCCUAAAAGAGAAUAAUGAAAGAGGCCUCCCUCUUCCACUCCAUAUUUGCAAAGCUAGAAAAAAAGAUUUAAAUAAAGAUCUGUACAUUUUAACUUGUAUAGACAUUUAUGUGCGCACGCAAAAGAGAAAUUAUAUUUUUGUUUAACAUUAUUAUAUUUUCUUUUUUCUUUUUGUGAGUUGCUAAUAUUGCGAGUCCUCGAAACACGUUGCUUAUCCGCACUACAUCUAAAACGACGAAAAUAAUGAUUUUUCUUAAUUUUUUUUUUUCUAGAAACACGGUCUUUUAAAAUAAGAUUUCUUUAUUCAAAAACAUAUAUAUUCUAGAUUAUAUAUAUUCUUGACUUUUUUUACUGAAAAACCAUUAUCUCUGUUAUUUCAAUAAAUCUCAACUUAAAAUUUUGAGAAUAUUUUUAAAAUAUCAAAAAUGAAAAA